Molecule: messenger RNA, 2816 nt
Organism: Gadus chalcogrammus (walleye pollock)
Lineage: Eukaryota; Metazoa; Chordata; Actinopteri; Gadiformes; Gadidae
Gene: myzap
Product: myocardial zonula adherens protein
Exons: 14
Coding region: 136-1965 (609 amino acids)
Biological process (GO): intracellular signal transduction
Cellular component (GO): intracellular anatomical structure
Source: RefSeq, a predicted model, not a curated record
CCCCCCCCUCCGGACCCCCCCGGCCGAGCCCGGCCAGAUGUCGGCCGCUCGCGGAGGCUAAGCAGACAGUGUCAGGAAGCAGAGGGCGGGGCCUGGGAGCCCAGAGAGCAGCGGCCAGCGGGGAGACAGACAGACAUGAGGCGCUACGGCUCGCCUGGACGGGGCUCCACCACCACCACGGAGGAAGGGUCGCCCCCCGGAGAGAGGAGAAUCCGACGUCUCCGACUCACACUACAUGCUGUCGACGAUGAAACCGAGCCCAAAACUACAAACCCUGAUGCGAAGGAAGUGUUGGCCAAUGGGGAGUGGAAGAAGAAGAACGGCCUGGUUCACAGGGGGAGGCCGGUGGGACGGGAGGCCCCGGAGCAGCACCUGAGGGCCUCAGCCAAUGGCAGCGGGCCCCCGGAGGGCGGCGAGCGGCAGGAUGGGCCCAAGGUGUACGGCGUGGUGCAGAGGACGGGCGGCGACCGCACGCAGGAAGUGAUGGCGCGGCAGUGGUCGGCCAAUCACCUGCAGGACGAGAUGAAGUACAUCAAGGAGGUCAGAGACUCUCUGGAGAAGGUCCGGGAACGCAUGUACGGGCAGUUUGGAGGCAUGCAGCAGUCCAUGCAGAAACUCUCCCAGGAGAUGAGGAUGGCCAACACCCACCGGCGGACCCUGGAGUCGGAGGUACGCGUGAGGACCACGGCCAUGGACAGCUACGACCAGAUGAACGGCUCCCUCAUCUCGGCCAACCUUGACCUGCAGAAAUCGCUGCUGGAGAACUGCAAGACGCGGGUGGACAUGCGGGACGAGGUGAAGACGCUGCGAAGCUCCCGGCAGGAGACGGAGGCCCGGCUCCGUGAGAAGGAGCAGCAGCUGGCCUCCGUGACGGCCGAGAACCAGACGCUGAAGCUGCAGGUGGAGGCGACCGAGGAAGCCCGCACCCUGGUGGUGAAGGAGGUCUCCUCCCGGCUGCAGAGGGAGUUCGACGAGAGGCUGAUGGCGGAGCAGAAGAAACACAGAGAGGAGAUUGAAAAGCUGCAGGCCCAAAUCGACGAGUACGUCAGGCGUCUGGAGGAGGCCGAGACCACGAGCCGCACAGCCCAGGCCCAGGUCGCCGAGCGGGACCAGAGGAUCGGAGAGCUGGAACGCCUUCUGGACUGCAUGGGACAGGAGAAGACCCAGCUCGGAGAGAAGCUGCAGAAGUGUGAACAACGGCUCCGCCUGCUGGAGCUCACUGAUCAGACGGACGGCAGCGUGACACGGAGAUCCAAAAGUCUGGAGAACGAAGCGACAGACCUCCGGGAGAGGAUCAAACAUCUGAACGACAUGGUGUUCUGCCAGCAGAGGAAAGUCAAAGGAAUGAUAGAGGAGGUUCAAUCGCUCCGGUCUAAGAUCGCACAGAAGGACGUUUUCAUCUCAGAACUCCUAGACAGGAUUGCCAUAGUGGAAUGUGAGAAUAAUGAGUUAGACGACAAGCUGAAGUAUUUUAUGUCUGUGCAGAAUAGGGCAAGAGAUAAACUCCAAACCAGGGAGGUUGGAGUGGGCUGUGAUUUGCCCUCUAGGAACGAAUCCCAAGGCAGGCCCAGCGGGAGCCCCCUCCAGUCUGAGCCCAAUGACUUCCCAGGACCGCAUCGUCCGGACCCCUAUUCGAGCAGCCCCUCCCCACCCAGGAGCCCCCAGGCUUCCUACCUGCCCCCCAGUAGACUGGAGAGCAGUUUACUGAGGUACACCCCUCUCCAGUACAGCCGCGUCCUGCAGGCCAACCCCAGCACGCCCCCCAGCGUGGCGACGGCCAUUCAGGCCUCAGACUCUGAGAGCCCCCCCGGCAACGAGGCCGGCUCCACGAGCCCCUCCAACGGCUCAGGUCCAGCCGACGCCGGCCCCCCCACCCGCGCUCCCACGGCGAGACCCCCAUCUCAGAUCUACACCCCCUUCAUGAGACUGAUGGAGAUCACCGCAAAUAUCAAGAUCGAUCCGUGACCUUCACUUCCUCGUGUCGGGCUCAAGGACGUUGCCAAAUCAAAAGAAGGGAUGUAUAUUUCUGAUUUGAAAAGAUAAUUUGUUUUGCAUUUUGGGUGAAGACAGGGAAAAUAAAUAUAAUGAUGUUAUGGAGGGGUCAAAUGCUGGUACGGUAUUGUGAAUGCGUGUAUGGAGUAUCUAUGUCGGAGAAGCCUUUUAUUGAUGUGAAACAUUCACCCCCGUUCUGCAGUGUUACUGUAGCUGUAUAUAGUUUUGGCACUGUAAAUCAAAGGUUGUUAAUAACACUGCUGGUUUGUACUUUAUUUUGUUUACAAUAUAGUCCACCUGGAAGACUCAUUGAAGGAUAGGGAUCAUAUGGGAAGAGGUCAAAACCAUUCCUUUGCAUUUUUCUCUACUUUGGUAUUUACUCCCGAUAAAUGAAGUGAAGUAUUUUGUUAUUUUUUAAACUGCAUAUUUAUUACAAUGUUUGAUGUUGAACAUGGGUGAUAGAAAUGUAUCCCGUGUUUCACCAGUUUAUUAACUAAUGAAGUAUGGUGCAUUUGAAUGAUGGAAUAUGCGUAUACAUUUGUAUUUAUGGAACUUCCUGAGCCGACUCAAUAUGCGAGGUGCUUUCUAUCAAGAGUAGAAUCAGCUAUGCCCCAAUCAAUGCAUAUUAAUCUGCAAAUACAACAUGAAGCCAUAUAUAUUUUGAAAAUAAAUAUUAUUUAUGUUCUCUAUUGUUAUUCUUGUCAAUUUAAUAAUCCGGGUCCUUGGAAGUAACUAACCCACAUUUAUUUGUAGGUGACGUACUAUAUACCUCAAUGUUUUUUAAUUGUAUUAAUGCCAUUGAAGGUAUUACUAUGACAAAAAAA